ACCAUAAUAUUAAAUCCUAUAUCAAGUGAGCUUUAGAGCCUUACAAGACCGACACCACCAUUUACCAACACCACUUGAGUAAACUAAUAUUAUCCUCUUUUUUUUUUGGGUCAAUGAGUAAACUAAUAUUAUCCAAAACACCAUUAUACUGACACCAUUAUAUUAUAUUAAUCUGUGCACCCAUACCUACACCACUAGUUAAUUCCUUGUUUAUCAAUUUGCCUUGUGAUCUAAUCAGAUCAGAUGCAAUGAGCAAUUCAAACAUCAUAGAUUUAUGCAGUGAUGAUGAAAUGGGUGAGUCAAAUAUGAAAAAAUGUACAAGGGAGAUUGAGCCUGGCUUUGAUUCUGCAUCUGCACCCUCAGUAUGCCCAACACCAAUUUCUCGGCAAUUUUGGAAAGCUGGACACUACGAAGAAAAGCAGGGACAGAGGUGCAAAGCCGCAAACCCAUGUGGAAAAAACCAUAUGCGCAUACACCCUAUGUUCCUUCACUCAAAUGCCACUUCACAUAAGUGGGCUUUUGGAGCCAUGGCAGAAUUGCUUGACAAUGCAGUCGACGAGAUACAAAAUGGAGCUACUUUUGUUAGCAUAGACAAGAUGUCUACCCCACGGUAUGGGACUCCAGCUUUGCUAAUUCGAGAUGAUGGUGGUGGAAUGGACCCCGACGCUAUAAGGCGCUGUAUGAGCUUUGGGUUUUCAGAUAAGAAAUCAAAGUUAACCAUUGGACAAUAUGGAAAUGGUUUCAAGACAAGCUCUAUGAGACUUGGAGAAGAUGUUAUUGUAUUCAGUCGCCACUUGAAAUCAAGGUCACUGACUCAAAGUGUUGGACUCCUUUCUUAUACAUUUUUGAGGCAGGUGGGCUACGACAAGAUAGUUGUACCAAUGGUGGAUUAUGAGUUUAACUCAUCAGCCAGAACAUUCAACCCCAUAAUUCCACAUAAUGAAGACAAGUUUUCUUCUAACCUCACCAUGCUGUUACACUGGUCUCCUUAUUCAACGGAAGAGGAGUUGCUGAAGCAAUUUGAUGAUUUAGGGGAUCAUGGAACAAAACUUGUCAUUUACAAUCUUUGGUUAAAUGAUGAUGGGGACAUGGAACUAGAUUUUGAUUCUGAUCCCGAGGAUAUUUGUAUUAAUGGUGACAAAGCACUUAGCAGAAAGAAACGAAAUCAGCAUGUUGCUAACCUAUAUCAGCACUCUCUCCGUGCAUAUGCAUCAAUCCUGUAUAGGCAGCUACCACAGUACUUCAGAAUAAUUUUGUGUGGACGAGAUGUUGAGCACCAUAAUAUUGCCAGUGAUCUCAAAUAUCUUCAGUUUAUCAAGUAUAUGCCGCAAAUUCAUGGAAAUAAGGAGGUUGAAAUUAUUACCGCAAUAGGGUUUCUGAAGGAAGCUCAUACUCAUGGUUUCAAUAUCUACCAUCGGAAUCGUCUGAUACUGCCAUUUUGGCGUGUACUUAGAAUUGGGACAAACAGUACUGGAAGAGGAGUUGUCGGUGUCCUGGAACCAGAUUAUAUUCAGCCUACUCACAAUAAGCAAGAUUUUGAGAAAACUUCCCUCUUCCAAAAGCUUGAAGAUCGUUUAAAGCAAAUGACAGUAGAGUACUGGAACAAGCAUUGCACACUGAUUGGUUAUCAGCAAGUUAAAAGAGGUCCAUCUGCAACAUCGCGUCAGCAGGAGCCACCUUAUUCCACAACUCAGAAUUGUGAGGACCAACCUUCGGUACUGAAUAGUGGUUCUGAAUAUGAAAGUUCAAGAGCAGGUUUGAUAAAAAAGAGGAAGGAUCUUCUUGAUCCUCCAGUGAAACUACAACACGCCAAAAGGCACAUGGGAUUUUGUGGAACUGAUGAUGUCCAGGACAUUAGUGAACAGCCUGAAAAUAGCGUUGAGGACAUGAUGCAAGGUUCACAGAAGAUACUUCUGAUGCAGGAAAACAAAAAACUUCGGUUACGGCUGCUUUCAUUGGAUCAAACGGUGCAAGAACUUAAUUUGAAGGUGCAACAACUUAAGGAUGAACUAGAGAAUGUGCAACAACAGAAUGAACUGAGGCAGACGCUGCUUGAAUCAUACCCAUUGAAUAAAUACGAGCAGCACGUUUGCUAACUAGCUCUCUCUCUCUGUUGGGUCCCACUUCUACUGCUUGAAUCUUUGUGACGGGAAGCGAGGAUGAUGGAGGAUCAUUCCUCCCUCGUUCUUGGCUUUCAAUCUUCAGGAAAACAAGACAAUAUUGGAGUGACUAACUAGCUAAGCUAGACAGAUCUCAACUGUAACCCCUCAGGUGUCCACGAGUUCACUCACAUAAACGGGUGGGUGACUGUGAGACGUUGACUGAACAAAAGACGAUCGUUCGUCAAAGGCCAGUCGCCCAUGUGCGCGUGACAUGCUAACACUGCUCAUUUGUUUAAUUACUGCAAAAGGACUUUGCACUAAUCAUUUACAUUUCAAGUCUUGAUUGAAAACCCAUUAAUGCAGGUCACUAGGCGUGGAGGGACUGUAGGGGCGGUGAUAACCCAGCUGUUACUGUUCUCAGGCCCUAAAUUCUCCAAGCAGAGAGCAUUUCUCUGAUGGGUAUUAUGAUGAUUGUGUGCACUCUCCCAGUUUCCCUCAUCUACUCUCCUCAGUGGGGUGGAAUGUUCUGUGGCCCUUGCUAUGGCAAUGAGGAUCAUCUCAAUGGGCCAGAAACUGAUGAAACAAACCAUUAUGGCUUCGCUCCAACAAACAAUUUAUCUACCACGGCCUUCUUUUGAUUAGCCUCAAGUUUCAUAUGGAGCAAGUACAAAUUGAUCCAAUUAUGUAAAGCGGUCACGUACGGUUAGUUUAAAGAACAAGCUUGGGAACGUUCAAAGAGGGUCUCAAGACUCAAAGCUACACAGGAAUUAGCUUUUCUGAAGAAAAUGAUUGGCCUUCAUUUGUAGUUAGGUUGGUUUUUAAAAAUCCGGACGGCAUGUUGAUCAUCCUCCGCAUCUGAAGCACCAGACACUUCCAGAUUACGAUCAUUCACCAAAAUAUCGUGGCCUACAUUAUUAAAAUUCAAAUCAAAGGGAGUUAGUAAGAGGUACGCGUCUACAGAAUAUAAGAAUUCAAAAUGGGCACGAGAGUUUAGAACGUAUAAUAAA
Prunus avium (sweet cherry) is the source of this 3109-nucleotide messenger RNA. The record is from RefSeq and is a predicted model, not a curated record. NCBI's taxonomy places the organism in Eukaryota, Viridiplantae, Streptophyta, Magnoliopsida, Rosales, Rosaceae.